AUGGACGAUAGGGGUAUAAUUCCAGAAAAACUAACUCAGGUUUUAAGAAAUUGGAAUAAAGUCAACAAAAAAAUGAAUUUUCCCAAAGCAAUCUAUAUUAUACCAAACCAAAAUCCAACUGGUAUUAUAUAUGACCUUGAAAGAAAAUUAGAAAUCUAUGAUAUAUGCAGAGAAUGGGAUUUAUUAAUAAUAGAGGAUGACCCUCACUUUUUUUUACAAUUUAAUGAAAAGGAUCCAAAUACUGGUAAAAGAAAAUUAGAGAAGUCGUUCUUGUCAAUAGAUCAAGAUAAAAGAGUAAUUAGAGUAGAUACAUUUAGCAAAUUUUUAUCAAGCGGUAUUAGAAUGGGAUUUUUAACUACAAACAGGGUACUUAUUGAUAAGUUGUCAAAUGAAGUUAAUGCAUCAUGUUUUCAUCCAUCUGGUUUAACCCAAAUCACCCUGCUUAAACUAUUUGAGCAAUGGGGUCAAGAGGGUUUUGAUAAACAAGUCUCAAGAGUACAAGAACAACUUAUUGAAAGAAGAGAUAAAAUGAAGCAACUAAUCGACAAGCAUUUAGAUGGCCUAGUUACCUAUAGAGUUCCAGAUUGUGGAUUAUAUUAUUGGAUCAAGCUAAAUGAUGUAGAAUGCUCAUUAAAAUUUUUCAGAAAUAUUUUGCAUGAUAAAAAAGUGUAUUUAGGUUUAGGAAUAUCGCACACCCCCAACAGAAUUAAAACACCAUAUGUAAGAGUAACAUUUUCAUACAUGGAUUAUGAAGAAACAGAUAUUGCAUUUAAAAUAUUAUCGAAAUGUUUAAUAAAGGAAAAAGAAGAUAAAAAAUAA
Dictyostelium purpureum is the source of this 819-nucleotide messenger RNA. RefSeq lists its product as uncharacterized. Bases 1 to 819 code for a protein of 272 amino acids. Gene Ontology annotation, molecular function: pyridoxal phosphate binding; transaminase activity. Lineage: Eukaryota; Evosea; Eumycetozoa; Dictyosteliales; Dictyosteliaceae. The record is from RefSeq and is a predicted model, not a curated record. Gene Ontology annotation, biological process: biosynthetic process. The transcript has a single exon.